This is a messenger RNA of Tupaia belangeri chinensis (Chinese tree shrew), 2907 nucleotides long. It is a transcript of the gene MTMR2, whose product is annotated as myotubularin related protein 2. The record is from RefSeq and is a predicted model, not a curated record. Gene Ontology annotation, molecular function: phosphatidylinositol-3-phosphate phosphatase activity; phosphatidylinositol-3,5-bisphosphate 3-phosphatase activity. Gene Ontology annotation, biological process: phosphatidylinositol dephosphorylation. Gene Ontology annotation, cellular component: membrane; cytoplasm. The transcript has 16 exons. Lineage: Eukaryota; Metazoa; Chordata; Mammalia; Scandentia; Tupaiidae. Bases 305 to 2020 code for a protein of 571 amino acids.
UUAAUGUGUUAAGAACCAUUGACAUUUGAAGAUCAUCAGAACUGAAGAUAAAACAACUCAAAAAUUAUAAUUGCCUCCACUUCUCAUUCAGAGAAUUCAGUGCAUACCAAGUCAGCUUCGGUUGUAUCAUCAGAUUCCAUUUCAACUUCUGCAGACAACUUUUCUCCUGAUCUGAGGGUACUCUUUGGAAUGCAAUUGCUACACACAGUCCACACUUACUGGAAGUGAGGAUGGAACAUCUACCUACCUUAUUUGAAAUUCUUUUGUACUUGAGGUCCUGAGGGAGUCUAAGAAAUUAGCAGAAAUGGAAGAACCACCCUUGCUUCCAGGAGAAAAUAUUAAAGACAUGGCCAAAGAUGUAACUUACAUAUGUCCAUUCACUGGUGCUGUACGAGGAACUCUGACUGUCACAAACUACAGGUUAUACUUCAAGAGUAUGGAACGGGACCCCCCAUUUGUUUUAGAUGCAUCUCUUGGCGUGAUAAGUAGAGUAGAAAAAAUCGGUGGCGCUUCCAGUCGAGGUGAAAAUUCGUAUGGACUAGAAACUGUAUGCAAGGACAUUAGGAAUUUACGAUUUGCUCAUAAACCUGAGGGGCGGACAAGAAGAUCCAUAUUUGAGAAUCUAAUGAAAUAUGCGUUUCCUGUCUCUAAUAACCUGCCUCUUUUUGCUUUUGAAUAUAAAGAAGUAUUCCCUGAAAAUGGGUGGAAGUUAUACGACCCUCUUUUAGAAUAUAGAAGACAGGGAAUUCCAAAUGAAAGCUGGAGAAUAACAAAGAUAAAUGAACGCUAUGAGCUCUGUGAUACGUACCCCGCCCUCUUGGUUGUGCCAGCAAAUAUUCCUGAUGAAGAAUUAAAGCGAGUGGCGUCCUUCAGAUCAAGGGGCCGCAUCCCAGUUUUAUCAUGGAUUCAUCCUGAAAGUCAAGCCACAGUCACCCGGUGUAGCCAGCCCAUGGUCGGAGUGAGUGGAAAACGAAGCAAAGAGGAUGAAAAAUACCUUCAAGCCAUCAUGGAUUCCAACGCACAGUCUCACAAAAUCUUUAUAUUUGAUGCCCGGCCAAGUGUUAAUGCUGUUGCCAAUAAGGCAAAGGGUGGAGGUUAUGAAAGUGAAGAUGCCUAUCAAAAUGCAGAAUUAGUUUUUCUGGAUAUCCACAAUAUUCACGUUAUGAGAGAAUCAUUACGAAAACUUAAGGAGAUCGUUUAUCCCAACAUUGAGGAAACUCACUGGCUAUCUAACUUGGAGUCUACUCACUGGCUAGAACAUAUUAAGCUUAUUCUUGCAGGGGCUCUUAGGAUUGCUGACAAGGUAGAGUCAGGGAAGACGUCUGUGGUAGUACAUUGCAGUGAUGGUUGGGAUCGUACAGCUCAGCUCACUUCCCUCGCCAUGCUCAUGUUGGAUGGAUACUAUCGAACCAUCCGAGGAUUCGAAGUCCUUGUGGAGAAAGAAUGGCUAAGCUUUGGACAUCGUUUUCAACUAAGAGUUGGCCAUGGAGAUAAGAACCAUGCAGAUGCAGACAGAUCACCUGUUUUUCUUCAGUUCAUUGACUGUGUCUGGCAAAUGACAAGACAGUUUCCUACCGCAUUUGAAUUCAAUGAAUAUUUUCUCAUUACCAUUCUGGACCACCUAUACAGCUGUUUAUUUGGAACAUUCCUCUGUAACAGUGAACAGCAGAGAGGAAAAGAGAAUCUUCCUAAAAGGACCGUGUCACUAUGGUCUUACAUAAAUAGCCAGUUGGAAGACUUUACUAAUCCUCUCUAUGGGAGCUAUUCCAAUCAUGUCCUCUAUCCAGUAGCCAGCAUGCGCCACCUAGAGCUCUGGGUGGGAUAUUACAUAAGGUGGAAUCCACGGAUGAAACCACAGGAACCUAUUCACAACAGAUACAAAGAACUUCUUGCUAAAAGAGCAGAGCUUCAGAAAAAAGUGGAGGAACUACAGAGAGAAAUUUCCAACCGAUCAACCUCAUCCUCAGAGAGAGCCAGCUCUCCUGCACAGUGUGUCACUCCUGUGCAGACUGUUGUAUGAAAGGACAAUGACACUGGGGCAUCAUUGCUAGAAACUCAUCACUACAGUGGCAGCUUUAUGAGUAGAAAGUCUUCCGAAUAUAGAACCCAUCUAAAGGAGAGAGUUCAGUCGCUUUAUUUAUUUUAAGUCUCUCUAGGAUGAAUUUAGAACUAUAGCAGUCCAAAUGGCUUAAGUGAAAUAACUCUAUAUGUAAUUACAUGAUUAUGACACUAAUCUUAUAAGUCACCCAAAGAAUAUUAAAAUACUUCAAUCCUGGAUUCACAAUGGAAACAAGUUUCUAAUUUUAAAAGGAAAAUGUCUUACCCCCACAUUCGUCAUAUAGUGAAAGGCAAAGUAUGAGGAUAUUACUGUGUACCCACAGUGGAAAGUUAUUGCUGUCAUUAUUUAUAUACUUAAGAGGUAUUAGCUCUCCCAAAACGAUGCCUUAUGUAAAUGUGCUUGGCGGAGGGUGAAGAGGAGAAAGUGGUAGCCACCCGAGAGUUCAAAAAAUUUCCCACCCUCCAGAUUUGCUUUCAUUUGCCUAAUUACCAGAAAGAACAAGAAAGACAAUUUUAAAUAUUCUUUAUCCCACUAUACAUUACUUUUAUUUUGUGUGUGAAUACACAGAAGCUAACUGGCAAAUUUUUAGGUCAUAUUUAAAAAUUAUACCAGGAUUGACUUUUCUGAAGUCUUUAUAAAUAGCUUAUGGUGAGAAGUACUGCAUUCAGAUCUUACCAGAAAUAUUUUACUACUUGUUUCCUUUGCAGAUACUCUAUCUCCAAAUGAUUUAAGUCUACCAAAGAACAUGUUGCAUGUAAAGAUGUAUUACAAUCUCAAUGCCAGUAAAAGAAAUCUUGCUUCACUCUUCGCCUGCUACAAGAGUUUGGUGCUGGUUACAAACAUUUGAC